This is a messenger RNA of Nezara viridula (southern green stink bug), 2950 nucleotides long. The record is from the annotation of a GenBank genome assembly. Lineage: Eukaryota; Metazoa; Arthropoda; Insecta; Hemiptera; Pentatomidae.
GUGUUUUGGUAAUAAGGUGUUUGGGUUGUAGUAGAGGUACUGCUAGCACUUAUCGGAAAUUCAUGCAGUUUUGUUAUUUCCUCUUUGUACGAUUUCGGAAUCGAUUUGUGGCAUAGUAUGCUCACUUACGUUCAGUUGCUAGUUCAUUAGUGUUGAUACACCUGGGGUGGUUAAUGAUGUUUAAUAAAACAUUCUGGCGGUAAAACUGGUAUUAAAUAUACCAUAAGAUACUUAAUAUGAGCCAAAAUUUAGAUUUUUCUGGAGCUCGUGGAGAAAUGCCUGGUAUUUCUAAUGAACCAGGAAAGAAGAGAUGUAUUGAUGAUAUUAUUGAGCAUAUGACAGCUGAUCUACAGAGCUAUGAAGGACAAUAUAUUCUUUUGGGAUCACCACCUGCUUCAGGACCUACAGUUUGGACUCCUCCACAACCACAAGGGGUAUAUUAUCAGCCUGUUAGAGAUAACAAUGAGAUGAUGAUGAUGGAUGUUGGUGGUGGGAAAUAUGUCAAUCUUGUUUUUAAACCUGGAACUCAGGAAUAUAACCAACCCCCUAUGAGUUUUAUUCAUUAUCAACAACCACAGAAUUUGGUGCAGCCACAUAUCAUCGACUAUUCUCAAAGGGGUUAUAAUGAAAGUCUUCCAAAUGGAUGUCUUAUUGAAAAUGUUGUUGGAAAUUGGGUACCAAACAGGACUGGGACUUAUUCUCCUUUCCCCGGUGUGUCCCAGGAAGAUGUUCCCACCCUCCAGCAACAACAAAUUAAUCAACAGCCAUCACCUGCACCAGCACCAGUUAAGAAGCAACGUAUAGUUGCUGAGGUUAAACCUAUGCGCCCCAGCUAUUCUGACGUUCUUGCCAAAUCUCCUCCGUUAACACCACCUCCUACAGCGAAAACAGCCUCAAAACCUGUUACAUCUCCUCCAAUACCUUCUGUAAAAUCAGAACCAAAGAAACCUCAAACCAAGCCUAACAGUAUUCCUAAUGGUAAAAUCAACAGUAACUUAAAGAGGGAAAGUUCUAAUGGAAGUAACGAAGCUUUAGCAGAAAAAGCAAGGGCUGCAAUCAGGAGGUGGCUUUCUCAAGAAUUCGAGCCUCCUGUUAAACAGGAUAUGAAAAAAGAGAAGAAGAAAAAGUCUAAGCAGGCAAAACAAGUUGUGGAGAAAGAAGAAAAGGUAGAAACUCAAGCAAAGGAGCCUGAAGCUACCAAAGUAACUAACAGAAAAGAAAACUGUAACCCCACUAGUCAGCCUAAACCACAAGUUAGCGAAAGACCGCAAGUGAAGCCGAAAAAUAGGGAGAGAGAUGAAAGAAAAGGUUCUUCUAGUAAGUCUGAACGAGGAGCAAGUACAAGGACUACAAAAGCCAAGAGAUCUCAAAGGAGUUGCCGUAAAAAAGAGAGUCAUCUAGGUGCUCUUUGCAGAAAAUGGCAAGAACAGUCUUCAUAUUACUUAUUCCUUUUAACAUCUUGGCUGAUUAACUUACUUUGGGAUGUGACAGCCAUGUCAGCUACCCUUCUGGUGCAUAUGUUUGGUGAGGUGAUGUCUGCUUGCAAAGCAUGGGCACAAUGUGCAAGGCUACGUGGGCCCUCUCUUCUUGGUGGUUGGAGGCGUAAGAAGACUCCAGAUCCUCCACCCCCUCCUCUGCCUGGAUCUCUACAACACAACAUAUCCUUACCGACAACUGGGGAUGAGGCUAUGAAGAGGCUUUUGUCUUGUAAAGGCAAAGAUCCAUAUAGUAUACUUGGUGUGACAAGUACAUGUACAGACGAGGAAAUAAAAAAGUACUAUAAAUCUCAGGCAUUGCUUGUUCAUCCUGACAAGAAUUCGCAGCCUGGAGCUGAGGAAGCAUUCAAGAUCCUUGUACAUGCUUUUGAUCUAAUUGCUGAACCAGAGAAAAGAGCAGCUUAUGAUCGUUAUGUUGCUGAGACUAAUCAAGUUGAACAAGCUUGGAGUGAAUUAAGCGAUCUUAUUUCUCAACUUCAUGAAAAAAUGGAGUAUGCAGCCAAUACAAUUAGGUGUAAUAAUUGUGGUAAAAGGCACAAACGGGAAAUUACAGAUAGGCCAAGUUAUGCUGCUAGGUAUUGUGCACAAUGUAAAAUUCACCACUCAGUUAAAGAGGGUGAUAUGUGGGCUGAAUCACGUGGCUGGGGUUGGUGGUCAUGUAGAUAUUACGCUUGCAUGGAAGGUUCUGUUUACGACAUUACACAGUGGGCCCACUGUCAAGGACCUACCGUGCAGAGGGUUAAGCCAGACUCACAUACUGUCCAGUAUAGGGUUCUGGUUGGAAGGCCACCUCAUUCUAAUCCACCACCUGAACCUGACUUUGAAGAUCUCUUAAACAGUCUUUACUCACAGAAUGGCUCUGGAAGGGGAAAGAAACGCUCGAAAAAGAACAAGUGAAAAAUUAGAUAAAUGUUGUGGCCCCGGGCUUGACUCUAAUACUCAUAGGCAAUCCUCCUAUCACUUGUUUUGGGAAACCAGGACUCACUCAGCUUUGAUUUCUCUAUCUUUGUUCAUUGACUGAGCAACUUUUAUGUUGUCUAUAAACUGCCUUUAAAAAAAAAAAAAGAAGAAAAAAAAGCUAAAUAAGAAAUGAAGUUUUUAAAAAAAAAUUAUUAUGAGUUAUAUGCUUUUGUUAUUUUUUUUUUUUUGUUUUUUGUAAAAUUUGUUAAGUAAUCUCAUUUUUAUGUAAGUUUUCUUUUCUUUCUUUAUUUUUCAUUUGAAAUAUAAAAUUAUAUCACUUGAAUCUUUUAAAAACACCUUUUGCUUCCAAAAAAAUAUCUUGCUCUUAGCUUAUACGUUACUUAUUCUGCAUUAAGAAUUAAAGUAUGUAGAAACCUAAACCUGUCAACAUAAUUACAAAUUAUGUGCUUCAUUUCUUUUAAUCCAUUUCCUAUUAACUAAAUUUUCUAUAUUAUUUGUUUAUAACAAACAAUAUCACAUUUAAUCUAUGUAGG